AUGCCCGUCAUCGAUUCCAAAAAAUAUUCCUGUGAGCCAUGUAUCCGCGGACAUAGAGCAACAAAAUGUACGCAUACCAAUCGACUACUGGUUUUAGUACGGAAGCCAGGACGUCCGAUGCAGAAUUGUGCACAUGAACUUGAAGGCUGUGUUUGUGGAAGAUUGGGUGCAGCUGGGGAGGAUUGGGGCGUCGAUAAUAUGUCGAAGCCAGAUGGUUUUGAUGCGAGAAAAAGCUUCAAUGUUAUUGGUACGAGAGGAUCGGAAGAGUCCCAAAAGCAUGUGUCAAGGACGGAGAGCAGAAAGAGGAAGAGAAAAGCCAAGAAAGAUGGAAUAAGCGAUGUCCAGAAGAACAAAGUCAACAAAAGGGUCACAUCAUUAUCUCGAAAAAUCUUAUCUCCAUCUCCGAAAUGCCCAGUGUCGGAUCAGCAGGAAGUACCAGAGUACAGCAGCAACGCUGAACCUGAAAUUCUCCUCGACCCAACACAUUCAAAGUUAUUCAUCUCCAGCUCCAUAUCCAUACCCGCUAUAUCGAACUUCCUCCCUCCGAUCACAACACUAAUUCCUCAAGCCCAAGAUUAUAACCUCGCUGCUCCUCAGGCGUCGUACAUUGACCAUUCGCCGAGCUGUAUUCUCUAUCAUCAACAACAAAAUGGUCAGGCCAGUCUUGGACCGUCUUUUCCAACUCCAUUCUUGCGAUACACUGAAUAAAACUUCCAAGCAAUGUCAACUGAACAAAAUAACUUUAAUUUCAAGGAUAAUUUCAUUUUAAAGGGAAUAAAAACAGUAUAUUGAACAUCCACAAGUGUUCAGGAGAAAUUUGAAGUUGCUAGCGAGUUCGUCUAUUCGUCGUGCAAAUUGACCUCGAACUCUUGUCACAACCCCCGAGACGAUUAGCA
Botrytis byssoidea is the source of this 896-nucleotide messenger RNA. RefSeq lists its product as uncharacterized. Bases 1 to 708 code for a protein of 235 amino acids. The transcript is spliced from 3 exons. Gene Ontology annotation, cellular component: nucleus. Gene Ontology annotation, molecular function: RNA polymerase II cis-regulatory region sequence-specific DNA binding; DNA-binding transcription factor activity, RNA polymerase II-specific; copper ion binding. NCBI's taxonomy places the organism in Eukaryota, Fungi, Ascomycota, Leotiomycetes, Helotiales, Sclerotiniaceae. The record is from RefSeq and is a predicted model, not a curated record. Gene Ontology annotation, biological process: intracellular copper ion homeostasis; positive regulation of transcription by RNA polymerase II; intracellular iron ion homeostasis.